Messenger RNA from Monodelphis domestica (gray short-tailed opossum), 8440 nucleotides. RefSeq names its product golgi glycoprotein 1 (gene GLG1). Gene Ontology annotation, cellular component: Golgi membrane. Lineage: Eukaryota; Metazoa; Chordata; Mammalia; Didelphimorphia; Didelphidae. The record is from RefSeq and is a predicted model, not a curated record. Gene Ontology annotation, molecular function: fibroblast growth factor binding.
CGUGGGGGCGCCGGGUACGUCGAGGCUGCCGCGGACCCAAGAUGGCGGCGUGUGGACGUGUACGGAGGAUGUUCCCCUUGUCCGCGGCGCUGCCCCUGCUCUUGCUCGUGGCGGCCCGGGCCCAGAGGCUCCAGAACGCGGGUGCCUUGCACGCUCCGGUGCUGGGCCUCAGGUCCUUCGGAGAGGCCGCGGAGCAGCCGCCUCCGGCGCACGUUCCGCAGCCGCCCCAGCCUCCGCAGCAGCCGCAGGCGCAGCCUCAGCAGCAGCAGCAGCAGCAGCAGCAGCAACAGCAACAGCAACAGCAACAGCAACAGCAGCAGCCGCCGCCGCAGCCCUUCCCGGCUGGAGCGGGGCCGGCGCGGCGAGGCGGCGCAGGACCGGGUGGCGGCUGGAAGCUGGCGGAGGAGGAGACGUGUCGGGAGGACGUGACCCGGGUGUGCCCAAAGCACACCUGGAGCAACAACCUGGCGGUGCUGGAGUGUCUGCAGGACGUGCGGGAGCCUGACAAUGAGAUUUCAUCAGAUUGCAAUCAUUUGUUGUGGAAUUAUAAAUUGAAUCUAACUACAGACCCCAAAUUUGAAUCUGUGGCCCGAGAAGUCUGCAAAUCCACCAUAUCAGAUAUUAAAGAAUGUGCUGAAGAACCAGUUGGGAAGGGCUACUUAGUCUCCUGUUUGGUGGAUCACAGAGGCAACAUUACUGAAUACCAGUGUCAUCAGUACAUAACCAAGAUGACAGCCAUUAUCUUCAGUGAUUAUCGUCUGAUCUGUGGCUUCAUGGAUGACUGCAAAAAUGACAUCAAUAUUCUGAAGUGUGGAAGCAUCCGGCUUGGAGAAAAGGAUGCACAUUCACAGGGUGAAGUUGUGGCCUGCUUAGAAAAAGGCUUGGUAAAAGAAGCAGAAGAAAGAGACCCUCGGUUUCAAGUCUCAGAACCUUGUAAAAAAGCUAUUCUCCGCGUGGCUGAGCUGUCCUCAGAUGAUUUCCACUUGGAUCGGCAUUUAUAUUUUGCAUGCCGAGAUGAUCGAGAGCGUUUCUGUGAAAAUACACAGGCUGGUGAAGGCAGAGUAUAUAAGUGCCUCUUUAACCACAAAUUUGAAGAAUCAAUGAGUGAAAAGUGUCGGGAGGCCUUGACAACUCGACAAAAGCUUAUUGCCCAGGAUUACAAAGUCAGUUAUUCACUGGCAAAAUCUUGUAAGAGUGACCUGAAAAAAUAUCGCUGUAAUGUGGAAAAUCUUCCUCGGUCCAGGGAAGCUAGACUCUCCUAUCUUCUGAUGUGUCUAGAAUCUGCUGUACAUAGAGGUCGACAAGUAAGCAGUGAGUGCCAGGGAGAAAUGUUGGAUUACCGGCGUAUGUUGAUGGAAGAUUUUUCCCUAAGCCCUGAGAUUAUUUUGAGCUGUCGGGGUGAGAUAGAGCAUCACUGUUCUGGAUUACACCGAAAAGGGAGGACUCUACAUUGUCUGAUGAAAGUAGUUCGUGGAGAGAAAGGAAACGUUGGAAUGAAUUGCCAGCAAGCGCUUCAAACACUGAUUCAAGAAACUGACCCUGGUGCAGAUUAUCGAAUUGACAGAGCUUUGAAUGAAGCUUGUGAAUCUGUAAUACAGACGGCCUGCAAGCACAUAAGAUCUGGAGACCCAAUGAUUCUCUCUUGCCUAAUGGAGCAUCUCUACACAGAAAAGAUGGUUGAAGAUUGUGAGCACAGGCUACUAGAGCUCCAGUAUUUCAUCUCUCGAGACUGGAAACUGGACCCUGUUCUUUACCGAAAGUGCCAAGGAGAUGCUUCUCGUCUUUGCCAUACCCAUGGUUGGAAUGAGACCAGUGAACUUAUGCCACCUGGAGCUGUAUUCUCCUGUUUAUAUAGACAUGCCUACCGCACUGAGGAGCAAGGCAGGAGACUGUCUCGAGAAUGCCGCGCUGAAGUGCAGCGAAUCCUGCAUCAGCGAGCCAUGGACGUAAAGCUGGAUCCUGCUCUCCAAGACAAAUGCCUCAUUGACUUGGGCAAAUGGUGCAGUGAAAAAACUGAGAUGGGCCAGGAGCUUGAGUGCCUCCAGGAUCAUCUUGAUGACUUAGUUGUGGAAUGCAGAGAUAUAGUUGGCAACCUCACAGAAUUAGAAUCAGAGGACAUUCAGAUUGAAGCUUUGUUGAUGAGAGCCUGUGAACCCAUCAUUCAGAAUUUCUGCCAUGACAUGGCAGAUAACCAGAUUGACUCUGGGGAUCUAAUGGAGUGUCUGAUCCAAAACAAACACCAAAAGGAAAUGAAUGAGAAGUGUGCAAUUGGUGUCACCCACUUCCAGCUGGUCCAAAUGAAGGAUUUUCGAUUCUCUUAUAAAUUUAAAAUGGCCUGCAAGGAAGACGUCUUGAAACUUUGCCCUAACAUCAAAAAAAAAGUGGAUGUGGUGAUCUGUCUUAGUACCACUGUGCGUAACGACACUCUCCAGGAUGCCAAAGAACAAAGGGUGUCCCUGAAGUGCCGCAGACAGCUACGCGUCGAGGAGCUGGAAAUGACAGAGGACAUCCGCCUAGAGCCAGAGUUGUAUGAGGCCUGUAAAAAUGACAUCAAGAACUACUGUCAAACUGUGCCCUUUGGCAAUGCCCAGAUUAUAGAGUGCCUCAAAGAGAACAAGAAGCAACUGAGUCCUCGGUGCCACCAGAAAGUCUUUAAGCUGCAGGAGACAGAGAUGAUGGAUCCAGAACUGGACUAUACCCUCAUGAGAGUCUGUAAACAAAUGAUAAAGAGAUUCUGUCCAGAAGCAGAUUCAAAGAACAUGCUCCAGUGUUUGAAACAAAAUAAAAACAGUGAACUGAUGGACCCCAAAUGUAAACAGAUGAUUACCAAGCGCCAGAUUACACAGAACACAGAUUACCGCCUAAACCCUGUGCUACGGAAAGCCUGUAAAGCUGAUAUUCCUAAAUUCUGCCAGAAUAUCAUAAAUAAGGCCAAGGAUGAUUCUGAGCUAGAAGGCCAAGUCAUCUCUUGUCUGAAGCUGAAAUACGCUGAUCAGCGCCUUUCUCCAGACUGUGAGGACCAGAUCCGAGUAAUCAUCCAGGAAUCUGCUUUGGAUUACAGACUAGACCCUCAAUUGCAGAUGCAUUGCUCAGAUGAGAUCUCCAGCUUGUGUGCAGAAGAAGCAGCAGCCCAGGAACAGACAGGUCAGGUAGAAGAGUGUCUAAAAGUGAACCUGCUCAAGAUCAAAACUGAAAUGUGUAAAAAGGAAGUAUUAAACAUGCUAAAAGAAAGCAAAGCAGACAUAUUUGUGGACCCCGUUCUUCAUACAGCCUGUGCCUUGGACAUCAAACAUCAUUGUGCAGCCAUCCCCCCUGGUCGAGGGCGGCAAAUGUCCUGCUUAAUGGAGGCCCUAGAAGAUAAGCGGGUCAGACUGCAGCCUGAAUGCAAGAAACGCCUCAAUGAUCGGAUCGAGAUGUGGAGUUAUGCAGCCAAGGUUGCCCCAGCAGAAGGCUUCUCUGAUCUUGCCAUGCAAGUGAUGACAUCCCCAUCUAAAAACUACAUUUUGUCAGUGAUCACAGUGGGCAUCUGUAUACUGUUCCUGAUUGGCCUGAUGUGUGGACGAAUCACCAAGCGGGUGACACGAGAGCUCAAGGACAGGAAUAGACCCUCCUGGGCAGAGCUCUGAUGCCAGAGGAGGGACUAAGCAUGCCUAAGAAAAAGUGAUCCACAGCUGGGCUGGGUGAAGAAUACACAUCCAGAAAUGACACCGUCUUCUCCUGUUUGCCAUGCACACCAGCCCUGGAAGCCCUGGAUGAAUAUGAUGUUUCCAAGACUCAUUAUCCCUUCCUGCUUCUGAGCUGAGAAAGGAAUCUUUGCUCACAUAGUACCCUAAUCCAGGGCCUGUCUCCCUUCUCCCCCCUUGUAAAGAGGAUUGGGGAAUGAAUUUUGGUCCAUUCCUUGAGUACCUUAGGUUGAGUGUUGGGCUUCAAGUCACAGUGGCUGCACAAGAGGGCAGCAUGUACAGUACGAGAUAGAUAGAUAUAAUAUAUAUUUUAUUAACCUGUUAGAUGUGUCCACAUAUUAUGUGCUGGAGUAUUCUAAAUGAUGUGCCUAAAACUGUCCAUGUAGGCUGAGGCUGAUUUCAUAAUUAAUUUCCAUUCCUUCACCAUUUCCAGUUCUUUUCCCCCUGCCUUACUAAGAAUGACCUGGUAUUUCCAUCACAUGAUCGCAAGAUAGAGAGUGUAUCUGAUUGUGGACCAGCUGAUCUAGGUUACUUUCUGUGUAUAAAUUGACAUGUAUAUGAAUACUGUGAUUUCUUUUGCUACCCUUCUUGAGUGCUAAAGAGGAUUCAAAGAUAGAUAUUAGGUAAAGAUGCCUUUAUUUGUUUCCACCUCUCAUAAACCACAGAUUGGAGAGGAAAUGGUCUCUGUUGUGAUCUUCUCUCCUGAAUGUUAGUGGAGUAGGAUUGCCUCUCAUCUUGGAUCCAGUCAGAGCAAAAACUACUGUGAAUUUCGAAAGGCAUAAUCGAACUCCUAGAAGUCAAACAGUCUGCUUUACUCUCCUUAAACAGUUGUUAUUCACAUAUACAAGGAAGCUGAAGACUGCCCAUUCCCUUCAGUCUUGUUCAUACUGUUUGCUUAAUUUUACUUACAUAGAUGACUUGAGGGUUUUUUCCUCCAGAGAGAAUACCUCCAAAUUAAUGAAACUUGAAGCUCAAGGGUACAUAAAUUCUCUUUUUCCCGUCACUACCCAACUCCAAGCCAUAAGGGAAUUGAAUUUUUUGCUGUAAGAAGGGGUUCCAGUGGUAGAGGGAGAGAGUAGUUCAUUGAAAAUUAUGAGAGAGAGAGAGAGAGAGAGAGAGAGAGAGAGAGAGAGAGAGAGAGAGAGAGAGAGAGAGAGAGAGAGAGAGAGAGAGAGAGAGAUUGCUUUAAAGAAAAAAAUAUCAAUUAAACUUUUUUUUUUAAGAGUAGAGUAAACACAUUCAUCUUUUCUCCACUGCUAUAAGGAAAGACCCUUAGGAUUGCUAUUUAAGUAUAACAAAGUAAGGAGGUGGGAGAGUAAAAACCUGUGCCAAAAAAUCAUCUGAAUAAAUCCCUGGGGCACACCAUUCCCAAUGAUAUCUAACAUAGGUCUUGAUGGAUCAAAUCAGUUUCUCCCAUCUAGAGAAUGAUUUCUCAAUUUCUUAAGGUUUUCCCUUAUAUAAGAAUGUUAACUGCUUGUGUUUAGUAAAGAAAGGAUUCUGAUAGCCCUACUACACAGGUUUCAAAGUCUUAAUGCCCUUUAAAAUUUAUCAGCUUAAGACUGCAUACCUUUUUUUUACCCUUAAAAGUAGUGAACUGUGCUAGUUCUCUACCCAUUAGCUGAGUUAGAAAUUCAAAAGGAAGUUUGGCUCUUGAACCUUUUGAAAUGAUCAAACUAGGAACCAAAACCCCACUUCCUCUAAUUGCUUAUGGGUAAGUUUUAAUGACCACUGUCUUUUAUCUUUAGGGGGGCAGUAUUGGUCACAGUCUAAGGCCUGAGUAGUAGGUUCUGGUCAUAAUGUCCUAAGCAAAUGCCAUUCUAUUUUCCAAGUCUAGGUGUCCUACAUCAACUCAGCCACUUGACAGUUGAGGGUUCAAGAUGCCAUGAUUACAAUACCCAGAGAUAAGAUCUGUGAGCACCUUUGCAACUGACCCUAUUGAAUAUGGUCACCACUAAAGAGAUAAAUAAUACUUUUACUUCCUGUUUGUCAGGUUUACUUACCUGAUGUCCAGCACCAAUCAGAUUAGAGGGAAAAGUUUCUUGCCAUCAAGUGAUAGCAUUAAGCCUCAAACUAAGUGACUAACAAGGGCUCUAAGGUUUAUUAAAUGACCCCAUCCAGACAUACAAAAGAAAGUGGUGCAGGCCCUUACCAAGAAAUAAUACAACAGCUAGUUAACAAAAUAGCCGGUAUCCAUUGGAUUUUGGUUGGCAUCUCAUUCCAACACCCACCAAGGAUCCUUGCUACCGUUCUCCAAAAGGAACUUGGAUAUCCAGCUCACAUUUUGGGCAUGCCAUUCAUUAUUCAAAAAACCAGAAACUUAGGUAAACUGGCUGGAGUAGAAUCAAUUUGGAUCUAUACUGGGCCACUAGUAAGAAGCCAAUUACAUAUGUGGAGAUCUUUAAUAAGGAUUCUAAGGGAAAGCAGAUUCUAGAGCACUCUAUUCUCUGAAAUUGCUAUUACCCAAAGAAGAGUCUUUGGGGAAGAAAAGUAGUAUGUUAUGAUUCUUGGUAGAACCAGUGCCUGUAUGAACAAGAUAGUCAGAUAUUUUCAGGAGAAAAGCCUCUAGUGGGGGAAAGAAUCUGACCUUGAGAAAUAUAUAUAUACACAAAUAUAUAUUUUUUUUUUUCAAAAGAUCUGAGAAUUUUUCAAGGAGAUAACCCCACUGUAAAGAAGGAACUUUCAUUUUUUGUACCCUAAAGAUGUCUUCUAGCUGUCACUUCUACUUCCAGGGUUACCUGAUCUAGGGACCCCCAAAGCUAAGUUAGAACAUUCUUGGGAAACCAGAGCUACUUCAGGGCCUUGCUACAAGGCAGCAUUUACUUCAAGUUAUUUGUUAAUAAAUAUUUUUGUAUUGAGUUUACUUCUAGAAUCUUUAAUAUAUCAUUUAAUCCUCCCAGAGAGAGUUGGGAAAGCAAUACUAUUAAAGGUUGAUAAAAAUUUAAGUUUUCCUUUCAUCUGCUAGGAAAGCAAAUGUCAGAUUUCAUUUUCUCCUAGGAGAACACACCUAGGAUAUGUCAUCAGCCUGACAUCACCUUACAGAAGUAUUGACAGGAGUUUACAACUUUCCAUUAAAGUUAGAAAGUGAGUAUUAAUCCCUUAGUCUGACAGUUGCCCAUCCAGUUUCUUCAUUCUAUACUGUAUUUAUUCUCAGUUGGAUCAGAACUAAGUCUUUUUUCUGCAUCAGUAUGGCCUUCAAAAUACUUUACACCCUGGAUUUCUCUGGCUACCACCCAUCCUUCACAAAGUCUCCACUGGAGUUCUACAGAGAUCUAGGUUCCUUUAAAUCCAAAAUCUGAGAGGCAGACAAGAUAGGAGUGAGGGGGAGGUAGAAUGAGUGUUGUUUCAGAGAAUGAGGACUACCUUUCGAAUAAACCAAAAUCAACCCAUCCAUCCCUCCUUUGUUUUGACUCAUAAAUGAAGCCUGCUGCCAUCUUCUCCACAAGGCAGACCAUUGUUGUUGAACUCUGGGUUUGGGAACAUAAGAGAUUAGCCUGUCAGCUGUCUCCAGCCUUAAUAUUACAAGUAUUCCACCAGCCCCUCAUCCAGCCAGUGAGAGGGUCUGUAAUUCCCACAGUCGACUCCUAGAAGAGAAAGAAGAAUGUGUCUUUUCAAACUGUGAAUACUUUUACCUGUUCUUUAUUUUUUCAAAUUCUGGGUGUAUAAGAGCACAGAAGUCAGAAUGCUAGAGUUGUAUAUCCCUAUUUGAAUCAUCUAGUUUUGUAAAAUGUGGUAUUCUGUUGCAUUAAAAUUUUAGUACUGUACCCUUCUCUGAACCCCUUCUCUUCCCAUUUUACACGUGACAUUUACUGUAUUUGACUCUGGCUCCUCUUUGCCUUUUUUUGAUAUAUCUCUAGAGGUGGCUAACUUUCUAAUGAGAUUCCUCUUUGGCCCUCCUCACCCACCUCUUACUACCACUACUGCUUUUUCAUGGUUUGGGUAGCCAUCAACCUAGACUGGUAUAUCUAGGUUCCUGGGGUCUUGUCCUCAUGUCGUUCAGGCUCUAGGGGAAGCCUCUCAGCUAGAGCACAAGGCUGUAGAAGAAUGUGACAGCCCAGAGCUGGAAGUUAAUGAAUCCUGUAGUGAUCUACUACCCCAUUCUCUUCUUCAUCCCAUGAGCAGACUACCAAAGAGAGAGAAAGAGAACCCUUCCUCCCCUCCCCCACUCCCACCAUAUGUUGGGGUUUAUAGGGAUCUUGGUAGUAGAGAAAUUUGGGAUCUGGAGUGGAGUUAGGGUGGUACUUACUCCCUCCACUUCACUCCUUGGCCCAAGCAUCUGUUAUUUAGCACCUAAUAAACCUGAGCUCAGAGGUACCAGGAUCUGGGAAUUGCUCCCCAUGUUCAGACAGGAGCUGGGGGGUGGAGGUGGGCAUUGAGUAGAAUAGUGGAUGACCAGGGAGGAUCAAGCAGAAAGUCCAGACUGGAAGGUGGUUAGCACCAUUACCAUGUUGUCAGCCUCUCCAAGGGCAAUGUCUCAAGUCAAUCAAAGCAUUGAAAUAAGACAGCAAGUGCUGUGGGUUAUCUUAGACCUUUUUUUAAAAAAGAAAAGAAAAGGAACGAAGAAAAAAGAGGGAAAAAAGAAAUAAAAAUAAGACUCUUUUGUAAAUUGUUUUCUGUGUAUAAAAUUCUGGCCGUUCCUUGUUUUUACAUGUUCAUGAUGUGUAAUUUUGAGAUGUUACUGAGAUUCUGAACAUAAUGUGCAUUUUUUUCUGUACAGAUGAAAUGGGAGAAUUUAAUAAAAAAAAAAGAGUCUGCAGGUU